AGACUUUUGUAUUUAGGAAGAGGCACUCAUAAGUAUAUUACAUUAUUUACUUCAGCUAGCUCCUGUAACAUCGCUGUCUCGCCAAGAGCAUUUCUUGUUCGCAUUCUUCAAGUAUUUCCAACCUUUAGCAUAAAUGUCAGUAAAAGAGGCCAAGCCAAAUCUCAGCCAUGCCCAAGUAUCUGAGCUGGUGGAAAGGCUUUUUGGACUCCAUGCCACUGUGUCAAACAUUCGAGCCUUGCCCAGUUAUGAUGACCAGAACUUUUAUGUGGCCCCUCAGGAAGGUGGGGAGUUUGUUCUUAAGGUUAUGAACUCUACAGACAGUAAGAACUCCACUCUUCUGCAACUCCAGAGUUAUGCCAUGACCUUCCUGCAUCAGAAUGGACUUCCUGCUCAAACUGCUCUCCCUACAAAAGACGGUGAACUCAUGAGUCUGGAGGAGAUAGACUGUGGUUUUGGAACUCAGAAGUACCUGGUGCGUUUACUGACCUAUUUGCCAGGCACUGUUGUAGCCAAGGUUCCCACCUCACCGCAAGUGUUAUAUGAAGUGGGGAAACUGGCUGCUAGACUUGACAAAGUGCUAAAUGAAAUGGAUCAUCCAAACCUCAACGCACUUCAGAGAGAGGGCUUUAUUUGGAACCUGUCCAAUGUUCCUCUGCUGGAGCAAUACCUUCAUGCACUGGAUGGGAAACCUGUGCAGAAGAUUGUGAAGAGUGUGAUAGAGCAAUACAAAUCAGAAGUGGUGCCCAAUCUGAGCUCCUUUCGGAAGUGUAUUAACCAUGGAGACUUUAAUGACCACAACGUCCUGGUAGAACCUGAUGGACCUUCAAACUACAAAAUCUCAGGGAUACUGGACUUUGGAGACAUGAGCCAGGGUUACUAUAUCUUUGAGUUGGCCAUCACCAUUAUGUAUAUGAUGAUUGAGAGCCCCAGUCCCCUGGAUGUUGGAGGUCCUGUACUGGCUGGCUGGGAGAGUGUGAUUCCUCUGAACGAAACAGAGAGGGAAGCCCUGUACCUGCUGGUUCUGGGUCGGUUCUGCCAGUCCCUGGUUCUGGCCCAUUAUACUGUGCUUCAGCAUCCAGAGAAUGAGGAGUAUCUGAUGACUACGAGUAAGACUGGAGUGAGGCUCCUACAUCAGCUGUGGGAGUUGGGUAAACAGGAGGUGGAGAAGAGAUGGUUCCAGACUGCUGCUCAGUACUCAGCCCAACUGUGAUGCCAAACCUCAAACCUGUCAACGGCCUUGUGAAUAAUGAGCAUUUCUUCCUUUGAGAUGAAUACAUAUGAGUGAAUCUCCUUUCUUUUGCCCAGAGAGGUGAUGAAAUGGAACAGAUUAGCCUCGCAGUAGAACAUGCUGUACUAAUUAUACGUGUGAAUGAAUGCAUACAUGAGGAAUAGGAACACGUAAUUGCUAAAUACUACCUAUAAUGUAUACCUCUCAUGUAUAAUUUAAUUAGAUUAAAUUAAAUCUAUGAAUGCACACACACUGUGAACAGCAAGCAGUGAAUUUGACCUCUGCAUUUAACCCAUCCAUACAUACCUGCGCCCAGGCUUUUCCUCUCGGUCCCAGGGAUUGAACAUGGACAAAUAUUUAGAUUUAGGUCACAAGUUUGAAUUCUUGUUUUUACUGAGAGAUGAGUCCAGCACUGGCAUGGUCUAUGUGUGUGUCGAGAUUACCAGUGAAAGAGGCAUUCGGAAAGAAAAAGAAUUCAGUUCGUCUAACACACCUCUUGAGAGAAAUGCUCUUUUUUUUUUACCUUCACUGAAUACAAAUGGUGCUGUGUAUAUGAAAAUCUCAUCGGUCAGUCGUUCUGUUGAGAAAUCAUGUGGAGGAAAUCAACCUUUAUACCUCUGUUUUUAAGCAUGACUUUACCUCCACAGAUACUUUUUCUCUCUAGAAAUCAUAAAUCAUGUUUUAAUAAAAACGGUUCUUA
Molecule: messenger RNA, 1928 nt
Organism: Chanos chanos (milkfish)
Lineage: Eukaryota; Metazoa; Chordata; Actinopteri; Gonorynchiformes; Chanidae
Product: hydroxylysine kinase-like
Exons: 5
Coding region: 134-1210 (358 amino acids)
Molecular function (GO): amino acid kinase activity
Source: RefSeq, a predicted model, not a curated record